Molecule: messenger RNA, 1116 nt
Organism: Magallana angulata
Lineage: Eukaryota; Metazoa; Mollusca; Bivalvia; Ostreida; Ostreidae
Exons: 5
Coding region: 176-727 (183 amino acids)
Source: RefSeq, a predicted model, not a curated record
UGAAUGUUAAAACUUCUGAGGUCCUAAUUUGAAAUUCACUUGCGAUCCAAUCAGUCAUGCACUACGUGUCAAAUAGCUUUGUUAUUUUUUCCAGCAUUUCAUUUCCUGAUUACAACUCAGUGCGUAACUUAGAUUCAUAAGUUUGAUAAAGGAAUACUCGUGAAGUACUUCGGUCAUGGAUUGUAGAGGAAGUUGUAUACUUUUUGUUUAUGUUUUCUCUCCAUUGAUAACCGUUGAAUGUUCCUCGUUUCCAUUUGGAAACAGAGGAAUGGGCUUAUCAAUGCAGAGUCGUAAGUCUUCCUUAGGAAUGGGCAUCAUGGAUCAGAGGAUUCUUCUACAUGCACCUGAACCAAUAGAGCCUAUCAAUCCUAUGGUUGGAACGUCGCCCUGUUUUAUUAAAUGCAAAUUAAAACCAAACCCAUGUAAUAGUUACAUCAAUGCAAAAGGAUGCCCACCGCCAAAAAAUAUCCCUCAACAGCAUGUAUUUAAUAUCCUUCCACAGCAACGAUUUGGCAAUCAACCUAUGAAUCCAUUUUCAUUUUCAACACUCCCACCACCACCAACAACAACGACAACAACGACAACAACGGUCACCGAGAAAGAUUUCACAGGAGAACAACAUAAUAUAUUUACAACUACAACAAGCCCAUUUCCACAAUCGACCACCAAAGCCACCAGAGGCAUCACAGUUAAUCCUUUUGCAUUCUGGAUAAUCAACAAGAAGUAAUUUUUAUGUAAUUUAAGUAUUGUUAACUUGUUUUGUUGCUUUGAAUAAAGAUUUGAUAUAUCAAUUACGUUAAAGUAACGAAAACGCUAUUUGUAGAGUGGUAUUUUUCUGAAACAAAAAAAAAGUAUAUAGAUAGUAUGUUUAAUUUUUCCAUACAAAAAAAUUGUAGCAUGUUAACAUGUAUAUGACGGAAAGCAAUGGUUUUAUAAAGUACUGUUGAUUGUCAAUACUAGUAAACAUAUACAUUGUAUGUUAUCAUUGUAAUGAUUUACGUUUAAAAAAAAAUUACUUAAUGAUAUAACUUGUGUUUGAAUAUUAGAUCUGUGUCUUAAAGAGGUUUGCUCAUCUCUUUUUGGGUAAAUAUUUUAUGUCACCUCUUGUAUAAAAAU